GAUGGGCGCGUGGAGGUCAGCAAAGAGGGGAAGGUGAUCAGCCACAUGUCUCCCGGGAAAGUGUUCGGCGAGCUGGCUGUUCUUUAUAACUGCAAGAGAACGGCCACUAUAAAAGCCGCGACGGGAUGCAAGCUGUACGCCAUCGACCGGAAGUGCUUCCAGACGAUCAUGAUGCGCACGGGCCUCAUCAGGCAGGCCGAGUACACCAACUUCCUCAAGAGCGUGCCCACCUUCCAGUCCCUUCAGGAGGAGACACUCAUCAAGAUCGCCGACGUCUUGGAGGAGACCUUCUACACCAAUGGCGACUACAUCAUCCGCCAGGGCGCGCGCGGAGACACAUUCUUCAUCAUCAGCAAAGGCAGAGUACGCGUAACCAUGAAGCACCCUGGUGGUGCAGAGGAGAAGGUGAUUCGCUACUUGGAAAAGGGAGAGUUCUUUGGCGAGAAAGCCUUGCAAGGAGAGGAUAUCCGAACAGCCAACAUCAUUGCAGAUGACCCAGAUGGUGUGACAUGCUUGGUUAUUGACCGAGACUCCUUCAAUCAGCUCAUUGGAAAUCUGGAUGAGAUACAGCAACGCUAUGGAGCUGUUGAUCUCUCUAGGAGGAAUUUGUCUCCCACAUACAGGAUGAAUGAGGAGUUCACAAACAUCAACCUGUCAGACCUCCGUAAAAUUGCAACGUUGGGUGUUGGCGGUUUUGGACGAGUGGAACUCGUACAGAUUGCUGGUGAUUCCAGCCGUUCCUUUGCUCUGAAACAAAUGAAGAAGAGCCAGAUUGUAGAGACCCGACAACAGCAACACAUCAUGUCAGAGAAAGAGAUUAUGAUGGAAGCAAAUUGUGACUUCAUUGUCAAGCUCUUCAAGACAUUUAAGGAUCGCAAGUACCUUUACAUGCUGAUGGAGGCUUGUCUUGGAGGAGAACUUUGGACAAUCCUAAGAGACAGAGGUAACUUUGAUGACCAAACAACACGCUUCUACACAGCUUGUGUUGUGGAAGCCUUUGACUAUCUGCACUCACAGGGCAUCAUCUACCGUGACCUGAAGCCAGAGAACUUGCUUCUUGAUCUCAAAGGAUAUGUUAAACUAGUAGAUUUCGGCUUUGCAAAGAGGCUCCAGGUUGGAAGGAAAACAUGGACUUUCUGCGGCACCCCAGAGUAUGUAGCCCCAGAAGUCAUCUUAAACAAAGGUCAUGAUAUCUCAGCUGACUACUGGUCACUCGGGGUCCUUAUGUUUGAGCUUUUAACAGGUACACCCCCUUUCACAGGCCCAGACCCCAUGAAAACCUACAAUUCCAUUUUGAAAGGCAUUGACGCUGUAGAGUUCCCAAGAAACAUAACUCGCACUGCUAAUGCCCUAAUCAAGAGGCUAUGCAGAGACAACCCUGCAGAGCGUCUUGGCUAUCAGCGUGGAGGCAUCAAGGAUAUACAGAAGAACAAGUGGUUUGAAGGUUUCUACUGGGAAGGUCUAAAGAACCGCACUCUGACACCCCCUAUCGUCCCCAAUGUUCGUUCUGUGAUUGACUGCAGCAACUUUGAUGAGUACCCACCAGAUAGUGACGGUCCGCCUCCAGACGACAACUCUGGAUGGGACAUAGACUUCUAAAUUAUCUGUUGUGUGAUGCCAGUGCUUUUUAAGACAUUUAUUUGACACUUUUCUUCUCUUACUUUUUUUAUAACAUAUUUCUAGGGUGAAAUAAAUAAGUUCAUUCUCAUUAUAGUACUAGUGUCAUAAUUACUUUUUUACAACUUUUUUUUUUUUUUUUUUUUUUUGUAACUUGUAUUUCUGGCACAGUUGCUAUUUGAUGAUUAUCUUUUCUUUUUUUUAAAUUUUGAGAUGUCUUCAAAAUGUCUAGCACUGUACUCGAUUUUAUUUUUGUUUUAUUUUUUUGUGUCCUUGUGUGUUGUGACAGACUUGCCAUGAGAAUAUAGCCAAGGAUGUGCCUCAGUCACCACACGAGGAGCUCGAGGAGCCUACAAAGCUAGAAGACAGUCAAGUAGAUGUAUUUUGUUUACAAACAGCUCCAUCAUUUGCUGACUAUAAAGGGCUAAGGUCACAAGAUAUUUUAUUUCUUUUUUAUUAUUAUUAUGAUAAAGAGUAAUCAUUGUUAUUCAUCUGGUGCUCCUGAUUUCAAAGCAAGAUGCACAAAAGAAUAAUUGGCAGUGUAAUCUGAAACUGAAGCAAGGUUGGCCAGUGUUGGACUGUGUGUGAAUGCAAGAAGUGGUAAAUUUCACAGAGACAUUUCGUGUGAAUGUAUUUAUAUAAAUUUUGCAAUAUAUAUCAUGAGAAAAAAAAAUCUUUGUACAUUCACAAACAUGGUUAGCUCAUAGUGAAGAGAAAGAUGUCUGCAUUUUUUUUUAUUCUUUUUUUUUUUUCUUUUUUGAAAGUGUCACAGCUUACUCAGGAAGACUAAACAUGGUGCCUUAACAGAGUGAGUGUUAAAAACAAAAAAAAAUACUGUGUCAUUUUUGCUCCUGCCUCUACAAGUACUUCAGAUUAAGAUGUUCAUAUCGCUUUUUCAAGAUCUUCCAACGGCCUUCUCCACCAUUGUGAUAAUGUACUUUGUAUCCUGUUUGACCGUUCUAACGUGGGUAGUAGGUUUUUUGUUCCUUGGAAGUGGAAAGAUGUAGUUGUAUAUCUUGUUAACUCAAAUGCAGCCAGACUUCAGUUUUCUAUUAAGAUGGUGCUUAACAAUUGCAGAAAACCAUGCUAACAUCAAUAUUUUUAUCAUCUUUAUUCAAUUUUACUGUUAUCUUUUUUUUUUUGUAAGUGUAAAUAAAAUUAUUUAAAAUAAAUGGUGCUUGAUGAAUAAUUGAAGUACAUCAGAUUAGUGCUUCUUUGGUUGUUUAGUGGUCCAUGGGCUCUGUGUAUUCUUUUAGUAUAAUUUGUGAUAAAUUUCACACAACUUUGUACUUCAAAGCUUCAGAUUCUUCUCUUGCUCCCUUCCCUCCCUUUCUCAAAAUCACUUCUCUUCUCUAUGAUAUUAUAUAUGAUUAGCUAGUACUCAGUAAAUUAUUGCUAUAGUUAUUGCAUAACUAACAAGAGCUAGACUUCUUCAGUAUUUGUACAUUCUGUGUAAUAUCAUCAUUAGUUAUUUAUCAGAGAGACUUUCCACUUACAAUAAAAUUAUGAAAUAUUGUUAAAGCAUAAUACAAAAAGGAUGGACACGCUAUUUUUUAUUAUAUUAUUUUUCUGAAACUUUGUGCUAAAUUUAGUGUGACCUUUAUGCCUUGGAAAAUGUUAUAUAGGUUGUUUAAUGAUCAUUACAGUAACAGGGAACUUACUUGUGGCAGUACAAGGCACCAUCACCUUGAACUUUCAACAUUAAAACCUCUCAUUAUUUCUAUAUAUGUAUAAAGCGAUUCAGAGUAUAUGACUUAAAUUCUUGAAUGCCUGUACUACAUGCAACAAAUUCCUGUUUGUUGAUGAUUCAAUAUAGGUUGUCAGGUAAUUGUUAAGUCGGUGAAUAUUUGAGAGUAAGCAAAUGAACUGACUUAAAUAUAAUAGUUUCUAUUGUGAAUGUAAAUAUUUUAUAUUAAGAUGGUUUUUAAAGAUUGUAUGUAGCUUGAAUUUUAAGAUAAAUUUGCAUUUCAUUGGAAAUGUUUCUGUGUGUUUAAACUGUUAUUUGAUCUUUGUGCAUUUCCUACAGUGUACCCAACAUGGACCAUAGAUUUAGUUAAUUAUGCUAAAGUGGGAAAUAAUAAUUUUUUCUCUCAGACUGUUAGAAGAACAGUUAAAAAAUACAUUAGAUCAAACAGAAAUGUAAUUGUUAUGAAUAGCUGCAGUAUAAAAUGACACAAAGUAGAUAUUUGUCAAUACCUAUAAAACAAAAAAAAACAAAAACAUUAAAAAACAAGCUGAAGAAAUGUUCAGUAAAGAAGUCUUGGACUGCAGUUGUAUUGCUUAUACCACUGUAUGCAAGUUACUGUAUAAUUUUACAUUGGUGCAUUGUUUGUUUCUUAGUGCAAUGUUUAUUUAUAAAACUUUAAUAUAAUGUAGAAUGUUUUUAUUUGUAAAAUGAUAAUUAACCACAUCAUAAAUCCAUUUAAAUUGUGCUUUGAUAGCCAACUAAGCAGAGUAAAACUCAUUUGUAUAUGCCAAUACACUGUUAUCCUCUGGUGUAAUAUGUAAAACCACAUUGAUAUUUUUCAAAGUACCAAUAAGAGAAAAGUCAUUGUUGUAUUUCCAAAGACCCUGCACACACUUGAAAACUUUUCAGAUGUACUUCUGGGCAAUUAUGCAAAGGAGCAAUAGGGUUAAAAUUUUACUAUGUAGGUCUUUCUUUUCAUGUGAGAUCAGUGUGGGCAUCAGGCUACAAGUUCAGAAGAUAAAAUAAUGUAAAACAUUGGUUUUUGUAAAAGUACAAGUAUUCUGAAAAAAAGUAAAUGAACAUUGAGAGAGGGACAUACAUUAGCUGUCUCCAGUUUUCAAAAUCUAUCUUUGAAGUUUUCAAGUAUAAAAAUGCAGAUUUAAAAAUAUACCCUGUGUAUGUAUAUUAUUUGAUAUCAAGCAUGAAUCUCUCUGGUAUGAAUUAUGUAUACUUUUUACACCAAUGAAAUAAUAUCUGAUAAAGUCAGCUGAUCGCUCAACGUACAUGAUCUCAAGUAUUUAGAGAAGCCUGCAAGUCACAAAGUUGUUACUAGUUGGUACCAUUAUUUUGCACAAAGACUAAUAAAACUGAUGAUUUUUUUCAUCCUGCUGUGCUCCAGGUCUGAAUUCUUAAAUAGAGAUUGAUAUUCAAGAAAAAAUAUUGUUACACCUUCCUGUUUUUUUCUUACUGUCUUUUCCCUAUGAAAAUUGUUUAAAGUACUUACAUCAGCUCAAUCUCUGUAUGAGAAUUUUAGCUCAAUCUGAGAGUAUUGUGUCAUCACCAAGUGCCUCAAAAUUAUAUGUAAGUCCAAAUAUGCCAAUCCUGAAGCAUAAGAUUUACAAUGGAAUCAAUUGUUGAUAUUCUAUGCAGAGGCUAAGAGCUUGAAUAAUAAAAUGUGGAAUGGAUUUA
Messenger RNA from Penaeus vannamei (Pacific white shrimp), 4993 nucleotides. The record is from RefSeq and is a predicted model, not a curated record. NCBI's taxonomy places the organism in Eukaryota, Metazoa, Arthropoda, Malacostraca, Decapoda, Penaeidae.